Molecule: messenger RNA, 11457 nt
Organism: Cinara cedri
Lineage: Eukaryota; Metazoa; Arthropoda; Insecta; Hemiptera; Aphididae
Source: the annotation of a GenBank genome assembly
AUAAUUUAUAGAUAUUAUGCUGUUGAUUAUAUUGUGUAUACAAGGUGUGUACAAAAAGUUCCAAGACUGUUUGAAUUGCACUCCAACGGAGCGUCUAAAAGCAGUAGGAUUGAUAUCACUGGGGUCUGUGACUUCUUUGGAGUAAAUUUGUAUUUGUAGACGGGGGGAGUUGGUUGGAGAAGAUCUUUCUUUCAUUUUCAUAGUAACCUCAUUAUAUAGGAGAUGAUAAAAUGUAUGAUAAAUUUCUGUAGGUUUGAUUAGGUUAGGUUAGUUCGGGUACUUAAAAGGUUAAUAUUAUGUGUCUUAUAUAUGUAUUGUCAAAAAGUUUUUAUUGUCAUUUACCAUACCAAUAAGUUCCUGAUAAACAUGAACCUUCCUCCAUAAAGAUGAGAAAAACUUUCACUCAACACAUCUGUAGUUUUUCAGUUACAAUGUUUUGGAAAAUGUCACUUGAAACGUCAGAUUCUUCUUCCAAACAAGAUUCUGUCAACAAAAUGGAAGGAAAACAUUAGGUUUAUCGGACAUUUUUUGGUAUAGAAAAUGGCAAUAAAAUCUUAUUGACAAUUUAUCAUAAUAAUAAACAUUACCUGUAUCAUUAUGUUAUCAUAAAAGGUCAUUUUUCGAUUUUCUGACGAGUGUUCUCAUUAAAUGCAAAAUACCGAAAAGAAAACGGGAAAAUGUACAAAAUAUAUUUAAUAAAAUAAAGUAAAUAAGUAUAGUAAAACAAAAUUGAUGUAGAAAAUAAAAUAAAUUAAUUAAUGGAUACAUCAUUUGUUGUAUUAUGAUAAGUGUAUUAGUGAUAGUGACCGGUUUCAAAACCAAAAGUUCAUCAUCAGUUAUAUCACAGUCGAAAUGUAAAAAUAUUUUGAUUUUUUUUCUGUGGACAACUUUUCUCGCACUUAUUUUUCCAUCUUUCUAUAAGUUCAUCGGGUUACGUUUAGAAAGUUUCAGUAGAAAAGCGGAGGAAACUGCCACGACUUUGAUUUAUUGUUGUGUGGUACACAUGUCCGUGUAGGGAAUGCUUUUUCGUCGGAAUGAAUUCGGCUGCAUAAUAAUGUACAAUGUUUUACUAUUGCGGUAGUAUCGCCACCUGUACGCAAAUGUAGUCUAGGAAACCGCGGAAUAGUUAAUAAUAAUAUCGAAACGCGACCGCAAUCAAAAUCAAACAAACAUUUUCACACACGAUUUCCUCACACAAAUCAAUGGCGGCUCAAAAUAUUUAUUCACUAGAAGUGGUAGUGCGGAAGGUCACGUUGGUCGGCGCGAUGGAGGCGACCAACACGUGUCCGCUGUGCGUGUGCUUGCGGUUUCCCGGACUGGUCGACAUGACCGUGUGCGAGGGCGACCAUUGCGGCAACCGGACCGUCGGCGGCGGGACGGUCUGGAUGUCCCGAGGAACGUCUAGUUUGUUCGCGGUCGGCGCGGACGACCUGUGCCGUACGGCCCGUGACUUUCGCGCCGAUGUCGCCGUCUACAGGCACGUGGACGGCACGCCGGAGACACACUUCGUUAGCCAGCCACGCUUGGUGGCUCAGACGUGCGUGGAAUUCAACGAAUCGUUCACCAGCCUGUUGUUGGAUCCCGACCAGCCGGAGAAGACGAGCAUGCUCAAUCGGGUAAGCAUUGCGUACGUUCAAACGUUUCGACAAUAAUAUGAUUUUAAAUCUUUUUUUGAACGUCCGGGUCCUGAACGUUGUUCUCGGUUCAAACACCCGGUGGAGAGUAACUGAUUAUCCUCGUGGUGCGGCUUUUUUUAGAUAUGCGUGUAUUCAAAAAUAAAAUUCGUCCUAUAUUGUAUAAGGACGAAUAUUCUCUUUUAUUGCUGCUUAAUGUAAAUACAACACUGAGAUAAUAAUUCGGUUUCCCCGGAAUAAACGAUUCUUCUUCGAUUAUUUUCUGUAAUGACAUUUAAUUGUUAUUAAUGAUUCCGAUUAUAGAUUCUGAGUGUAGUUUUACAGAGAUGUUUAUUUUUUUUUUUUUUUGUGGACAACUUUUCUACUAGAAAUUUUGCUCCGAUUUAUAACGAUUGCAAUGUUUCAAAAGGAAUUUGACUGUGGAGAUACUUUAAGGACGUCAUUUUUAUAUUUUCUCAAGAGUUUUCUCGGUAAACGUGAAAAACCGGGAAAAACAUUGAAUGAACGGGAAAAUCGGUACUUCAAGCAAAUAUUAUUAAAGAUAAUAUACAAUGCCUGUUUAAUUGUUUUACCAUAAUAUGACAUAAAUGUUGACAAAACAUCAUUAUCAACUGAGCUACGCUCAGAAUCGUUUUUUCGUUACCAAUGGUUAAUCGUUGUUACAGCGAUAUACAUUAAAUUACCUAUAACAGUGACUGCACCCGUUCCCAUUAGGAUGUCCUUUUUUUUUUAUAUUGUCACAAAAAUUUCUACCAGAAAUCUUACUUCAAAAUGUACGUGUAGCACUUUUCCUGAAAGUAAAUUUUAUCUAGAUGGUUCUUUAAGAGGUCAUCUUUUGAUUUUCCAAGCGGUUUUCAUAAUAAUUAAUAAAAACUGGCAAAUUUAAGAAAAUUACUUUUCAUAUUUUCAAUUUUGUUUUUUAUUUUAAUCAGUAAAAAAUAUUUGUAUAGACUGACAAUUUGGAUAGACAACUUAUAUUUGCUUUUUCUAGACAUAGUAGAAUUUUCAAAACAUUUGAGCCAUUUUUCGAGCUUUUUAUAAAAAUUUUACUUUGAAUCGUACUUUUGGUAAAAAAUAAAACAAUUUGUAUUAUUUUUUUUAUAAAGAAAUUUUAAUAUCAAAUUUUGACGAAAAUCGUGUGAAUGAAAAUUAUGAGGAACAAAUUUAGUUACUGGUCCAUGUACAUUUUUCAACUUUUCUUUUAUUAUUAUUAUUUUUUUUUUUUUUUUUUGAACAUAUAAUGUAUAUGUAUUGCCGAUUUAAGAACUUUAGUAAAGUCAGAAUUAGUUUCAAAAUUAUAGCUUUUUGAAGUUCUGAUAUUAUAUAUGUCUAGAGGUAGUCCGUACUAGUUGGUAUCCCAAAUAUCGCAUGUUUAAACCAAAGUUCCGAAACAUUUAUUUUGCAAAUCUACGUCGGGUAGGUAACAAAUGCAAACAAAUGCAUUUUGGGUAUACCUAGAAACUUAGCAACCAUAGGGUAAAACAACGGAUAGGAGAAAAAAUUACAUUAGAUUCCAAAAUAUACUUAUAGCACACACGCAGCCAGUUCGUAUUCCUUGAAAAGGAAUAAGGAAGAAAGGGUAUGUAAUUAUGUAAAUAUUAGCUUUGAAAAAAACUUUUUAGUAUUAAAUUAAGACAUUAUAAUAUUCUACUGUUUAUGGUUUUCAUCAUACAAUUGAAUAGAUAAUUAUAAGUAAAAGAUAAUUACAAUAUCAAAUAACUAAUGUUUAAUAAAAAAUAAUAAUUUAUGCUUACCUUCAUGUGCAUGUAAAAAAUCUUCUAGUUUUUGACGCUUUGGAGUAAAUAUAUAUUUCUUCAAUUUACUCAUUUCAAUAAAAAUAUUAUAGAAAAUAAUAUAAUAGACAAUAAAUAAAUUAACACUGAAAACUAAAUACAACAAUAUGUCAAUGAUCAAUACAUUUUUAAAUACCACUUUUAAAUUUCGUAUUUUCAUUUACCUAUAAAAUGUAAAAUUCACUAUUAUUGUUAUUAUAUGGCAUAUAAAUAAUAGAGAAAUUCUAUUACCUGUGCUAUGGCACGUCCGGCUGCCGUAGACGAACAUCAUACGCAUUCACUGAUAUAGUGAUAGGAAAAACUCUAUGGUUAGUAUCAUCGAUAUAAAGAAUAUAAUCAUUUUUUGUUGAUACUUUACUAUUUUAUAGGAGGUACUUGUCCCCUUAUUGCCCCUCUUCAAAAGACGCCCAUACCUAGAGACCCAAGCUGUUUUAAUAUGACACAUAUAUUGUUUAAAAAAACAAUACUUUUAACCAAGCUCCGCUCAGAAUCGAUUUUCGCUAUCAAUGAUUUAUAUAAGAUUAUAAUUAAAUUCUCCACUAUAUCCUACCUUCCCAUCUUUUCAUCAAUAAUAGUGGUCCACCCAUUGUGCGAAGUAUGUCCGUCUUUAUUUCUCAUAUAGUACUUCAAAAGAUACGAGAUGCUCAUUUGGCGGUACUUUACAUGAAAUAUAUUUCGACAUUCCCAAUACCACCGCGUUCACCUUCAGUACCGUUUUUAAUUACGGGGAUUUAUCGUUGCUUAAGAGUAAACCGUAUUACAAACCACUGCCUUAUCCCACCUAAUUAAGUGGUCUACUAAACGAAUAGGUGGGAAGUAGAUUUUUAUUAUUUUGCCUACGCCGAUAUGUAUUUAUUUUGUUUAUAACCACUACAGACAUUGGCGCUGUACGAGACCGGACACUCGACGCCAGUCGGCACAGUGGAAUUGAUGAUCCGCAUGACAUCGCAUGGCGAUCUCGUGACGACAGAAUUUUCGCGGAUAGCUGACAGUAAAAAGUACAAUUACAAAGGUCUGAACACGUAUGUGCCGAUCAACAUGUCGUGCAAAAAGAGCAGUCUAGUUGACAAGUGUCAGCACGUGCAAAAAUGCUGCAAAGCCAAAAAAACUUGCAAGACCAAGAAACCAAAAGAUGGCAACGGUGAGAUUUUUUUCAUUAACUACUAAUAAGGAUUGCAUAUUCUUUAACAUAUUUUAUUAGGUACUUAUUUUAAAACUUUUUUUAAAACACAUUUCUAAAACGCCUUAAAAUAUUUAUUCAUUUAAUUUUUUUAGAUUAAGAGCGUAGUGAGGAAUGUAUUAGUUUUACAAUGAUGUUAUUUUUUUUUUUUUUAAUUUUUAUCUGUGAACCACUUUUCUGCCAGAAAUCUUGAAUUUCAAGUGUAGUACCUCUUCUAAAACGAAAAUUUAUCUGGGCGUUACUUAUGCGGGGCAUUUUUUGAUUUUUCAAGUGGUUUUUAUAAUAAUUGGGAAAAAUCGGGGAAAACGUAGGAAGAAAGGGAAAAUGUAUGUACAUAUACAAAAAAAACUCCGUUUCAAAUCGUUUUUUGUUAGCAUUGGUUUACAGUUACGUACAGAUAUAAAUUGAAUUACCUUUUAAAUCCUACUUUUCCAAACUCACCUAUAACAGUGGCCCACUCACCGUGCAAAUAUAGGAGUGCAUAGAUUUGGUUCGUAGGAGGGGAUCUACAUUAAAAAGGUCUAAACCAAUUAUCAACGAUUCUUCUUCUAAUGACUACUAGUAUAAUUAAAUAUUAAAUUGUAAAUUUUAUAAAGUACCUAUUUAUUUCAUUUAGUAUGCAAUUAUAAAAAUUAAUACUGUUUAAAGGUAUUAAAAAUACAUAAUAAUAUUAAUAAUACCUAUAAAAAAAAUUAUUACAACUUACACAAUUUAUAAGAAAUCCUUAAUUUGCAUAGCUAUUUAUAACUCCUCUCUUCUGUACACGGGAGUGAGGUGUUCGAAUGUACCAAUUACAUCAUCAAUUUUUAUAUUAUAUGCCAAUUCUCGCUCAAUGAAUAUAGUAAGCAGGUCAUCCAGCAGCUGUGUCAUGGUACUUCGUAACUUGGUUUUCACAAUACUGAGCUUGGAAAAUGAUCGUUUGCAAGAACAACUCGUUAUUGAUAUAACCAUAAAUAUGUUCAAUGCUUUACUGGCAUUACAAAGUAUAUUUUCUUUUCCAUAGUUGGAUUCUGUAAGCAAAUUUACUCAAUCACUACAUUUGCUCUUCACAUCUUUCAGUAUAUUAUCUGUAUGUUUGAGAAUAUUAAUUUCUGUUUUUAACAUAUCAGAAUUUAAAUGCUGUGGACAAGACUGAAAUGUCAGUGUUAUGUAUAUUUAAAAUUAAUAAAUGUCCAAUGCUUUGAAUCAUAUACAUUGUUUUCGAUUAAAUCUAAUAUUAAUUCCACUAACCAUAUGGUCCAAUAUUGAAUAGUAUACAGAAACCUUAAUUUCUUCUUCUUUUGAAAACAUAUAGUACUGUGUAUUUGAACAGCCAAUUUAGUAAAUAUUUCAUUGCAACUUUUAACACUAGUAUUAAUAUUUAACAGUAAUAUAUACCAUAUAUUUACUUGCAAACAUACUGCACUGUGCGAAGUAUGUAGAUGUGUGUAUAGAAUAUCGAUUAUUAAACUGUUAAGAGAGAGAAUCUUACUCCUCGUUUACAAAUAUAACCUAUAGCGCCUAUGGAGACCGAGCAGGUUCAGUUUUGUAAGUUGGCAGAAAACGAAUAUUAUAUUUUUUAAAUAUUAAAUUAAGAUUUAUUAAAAACGCCGAGAAUUUUCUUUAUACAAAGUAAUCCACACUCGAUAUUUUGAAAAGUAUUGACUUUUUCUAAAUGUCUUUUAUUGAUAGUUUAAAAAACAAGCAACUCUAAAUUUUUAUUAUUUUAGGGGGAGAGGGCUUAAACGACUGACUAUAUUUUGAUUUCCGAACAGCGACCUAUACCGAAAAUUCCAUAAACAGAUGGACUAUUAGUUAAAUAAAUAUUGGUGUUGAUAUUUUUGAUUUCCCACAACCCGUUAACGAGAUAAUCCACGUUUUUUUUAUGAGUAUCGCGACUCAUUUAUAUUGUUGGCCACCAAAACUACAUUCUUCCGCCUUUUUCUAUUAUACGCCUGUUUUCAGUACACUCCAAUGUCUUCGAGAAAUUCUCUAACGCUGUCCUUCCCCUUUCCUCGCGUUCACCUCAUACACACAAAUUGAAUACAACGACAUUAUCUAUUUAUUUAUCAAAACAACUCUUAAAGAUAAUUCAGUUUACUGCUCGCAUACUACACUUAUUAGUACGUAUGUGUACGUCUUGUUUGUUGGUCAUUAGCUAAUUAAUAUAAAAUUCAAAGAACGCAAUAUAAUCACGCGUUAUAAACAGACUAAUUGACAUAGACGAAACGGUAUAUAGAUGACAAUAAAUAAGAGUAUUAUAUUAUUACACUUUUAUAUAAUAUAAAUAUAUAUAAAAAAAGAGCUGUUACUGGAGACGGGUGCAGUAACUGUUGUAGGUGAAAAGUUGGGAAGGUAGGAUACAUAAGGUCAUUUUAUUUAUAUCUGUAUAAAUCAAUGCUGACGAAAGACGAUUCCGAGUGCAGUGCAUACAUAAUUCGAAGAGCCAUAAUUAUUUUUCGAUUUUCGUUUAAAUUUGAUUUCAAAACACUUAUUAAAAAAAAAAAAGCCGUCCGAUGAUUUUGGAAAUUUUACCACGUCUAGGUAAGUCUUUACGUGUAUUUAUAAUCGAAUUACAGCAAAAAACUCCAAAAACUUAAAAUUCCUUAAAAUUUCAAAAGUGGCUCGAAAGUUUUAGCAAUAAAGUAGAUCAAAAAGGCAACAAUAAAAGUUUUUUGUGAGUUUUCGAUUAAAUCAUUUUUUUCUGGUAGAAAACGUUCGUGUUUUUAUAAAAUAAUGAAAUCAUGAAAAUGAACGUUUUCCUACAUUUUUUUUCCCACUUCAGUGCUUUUACAUAAAAAAAUGGGGUCAAAAAUCAAUAAACGACCUUUUAAUGUACCAUCUAGAAAACUUUAAGCUUUAAGAAAAGUUACUACACAUAAAAAUCAGAGAAUAUUUACUAGGAAAAAACGUGUCCACAGACUAGAAAAAAAAAAGAAAUUAACAUCUUAGUAAAACCAAUAGCUCCCUCGCUACGCUCGAAAUCUAAAAAAAAAUAAAUUUUAAUAUUUAAUAAAUUUAAUAAAUAAAUAUUUUAAGGCGUUUUAAAAAUGCGUUGAAGUUUUAAAAUAAGUACCUAAUAAAAUAUGUUACAACUACAAUACGAUUUUUAUUCGGCAGACGUUUGCAACAAGGAAAUGAAUCAAGUGAAGUGCGUGCUGACCGUUAUGGAAAUGAUGAAGGACCUAUUCACCAAGGCGGCAGCGUCGUCGCCCUCCGAACUGAACGAACAACAGACGACGCGCAACCCGUGCAUGUUCGACCUUAACUGUCCGGUGGCCCGGUGUCCGUUCAGGAUGGACGAGCCGAUAACCGCGUUCGUCGACCGGAUGGUUGACGGUGGUGAUGGCCGUCCAACCAAGACGAAGACACCAGCAUCCAAAUCGUUGCCAUCAGCGCAGGCUGGGGCAGACGGUUCGUCGGAGAACGUUGAGAUCGAGGACGACGCCGAUGUGUUCGUGGUGAGCUCGGGCCGGGUGGACCCGUGCCGGGUCUCGCUUCCCGUGCACCGGGAAAACACGACCCAGUAUCUAGAGACGGAUUUGCAACCGGAAUUUCGGCCACAACCACCGCAGCCGCCGUCCAAACCAGCCAAGAAAGGCGGCAAGAAAGGAAAAUAACCCAAAACCAAUCGAAAAUCAACAGAAUAAUUGUCUAACCGAAAAUAUAACGAACGUUUGCCGAGAAACAGGACAGAUUACAUUCGCAUCAAUGAUUUCGGAGGAUCCCGUAAUACGAUUACGGAACCGACGCAUUACAAAACAAUAUUGUGUUAUUAUAGUUCCCUGGUCUGACGAAUCAAAAAAUUGCUUCACCAUUUAAACCGUUUUAACUCGUGUCCCGAACAUCAAAAUAAAUAUCUAAAUUCAUAAUGCGUCAUUUUCACACGCUAUUGUUUGUUUUUUGCGGGAAUUGGAAGCGGUUCUUUUCAGUGUGUGUCUUACACGCGUGCGAUCUAGGAAUUUAGACGAGUUCAAUUUUCAACGUACCGAUUGGUCUUGCAAAGCGAUUAGUAUACUGGAAACGGAUUUGAAUUUAACGCCAAGUCUGCUUUGAGACCGACUGUUCCAUUUUUUUUUAACGGUUUAUAUUAAUUCCUCCCGAAAAUUAAAAUUUUUCAUUUUUAGAUUCGGGGUGGAGCGAAGAAUCUAUUGGUUUUACUAUGAUGUAUGUUUUGUUUAUUUUUUUUUCUUUUGUGUCUGUUAACACUUUUCCGAAUAGACAAUUUAAUCCGAUGUAUCAAGUGUGUAGCACUUUUUCUGAAAAGUUCGCUGAUUUUAAACCUAUGUAGCCCGCGACCCGCAGUCGACUAUAUUAUACAAUAUUAUUAUUGAUAACAUAAUACGUUAUUCGUUUGUUUAUUUUUUUUACCACUAGCUGUCCCGUGACCAGCGUUGCCCGUGUUGAUUUUUAUUAUUAUUAUUAUACCUAUAUUCGUUUUUGGUUUUGGCCGAGUUAGAAUUUAAUGAAAACAAUUAGGUGGAAAGUGGAUAGUCCACCUUCGGCGGGCUAAAUGUGUUCUGUUGUGAAAUUUCAUUAUUGUAAAUAAUAGUAAUAAUAAUAAUUACAAUCGUUUUCUUUUCCGUAACACUAUAGGUAACCCCCUUAAAAAAACAAAAAAAAAAUUAACAAGCAAUUAGAUAUUCGUACCAAAUUCACCUAAAAACCCCUAUUUUAUCCCUUUAGGGGUUGAAUUUUCAAAAAUCAUUUUUUAGAGGAUGCCUACGUCAUAUUAGCUAUCUAUGAUAGCCGAAUUUCAGCCCGAUCCGUCCAGUGGUUUCGGCUGGGCGACGAUGAAUCAGUCAGCCAGUUCAUUUUGUUUUAUCAUUCCGAAUUUUCAACGCUAAUGAUAAAUUCAUCGCUCGACUCACACUGUAGGUGUUUCUUGUUUGUAUUUUCAGUCACUGCUAUAAGUAAUUUAAUGUAUAUCUGUAAGCAACGACGUGUGUCAUAUUAUGGUGUAAUAAUUACAUAUAUAAAAUUCCUUAAAAGCUACUGUGAGUGCGGUUCGAAAUUGGAGGGAAGAUUUAAUGUGUGAAAGGAUUAACCGUUGCUAACGAAAAACGAUUUUGAGCGGAAUCCAGUUGAUAGUGUUGCUUUAUGAACAAUUUAUAUGCCAUAUUAUGGUAAAAUAAUUAUACAUGCAUUAUAUUAUAUUUUGUUAAAUAUUAUUUAUUUAAUAUUGUAUUUAUUUUCCCGUUUUUCUCAUUAAUUGGGAAAACUCCUGGAAAUAUCAAAAAAUUAUCUUCCUAAAUUACCUUCUUAGUCCGAUUUACUUUCAGAAAAAGUUUUUCACAGAAAAAAAAUACCGUAAUUUUACUUAAAUUUUCCCAUUUUUUUUUUCCCCAAUUUUUCCCAUUUGAUGAAUACACAAUAUUAUGCAUCAUGAAUAGUAUAAUAAUUUCCAUGUAAUGUAUAUAUCACGUGUACAGAAAAAGAAUUAUAACUCAUAUUAAUUUUCCAAUUAUCUUCGUUUUUUUUUUUAAAAAAAAUUUUCAACGAUAAACCAUUUCAAAGUCUAAACUCGGAGUCUGACCCCCCCCCCCUGUGUAAAACCACCACUGAACCAACGAAAAACCAUUGAUAAUGAACAACGAUUCGGAACGAUGUUCGGUUAUACAUGUUUUUAAAAGUCAUAAUAUUUACGAUUUACGUCAAAAUUUGAUUAUAAAAUUCUUAUAUAUAUAUAAAAAAAAAUUCUACAUUAAACAAUUUUUUUGUUUUAUCACAAGUACCUACGACUUAUUAUGGACCUGGUUAAGGACAAGCCCGCGCAGAGGGGCGCGUAGUGGGAGUGACAAUGGACAUAAAAGGAAUGAAUUAAGCCAGAAAAAAAAUAAUAGUUAAUAUUAAAAUUAGAAAUACUACAUCGGUCGGAUACCAUUUUAUUGAAUAGGUAUCAUAUGUUAUGCAAUUAUUAUAUUCGGAUAUAUUUUUUUGACAAUGGAUUGGAAAAGUGCUUUUGUUGCAAUUUAGUACAUAAUUUAUAGAAAUACAUCUACGUCACGCAUCGUACAAUAUAAAAAAAUAAUAUUAGAUGUAAAAUAGACAUUCCGACUAAUACGGGCUUGUAUAAAUUAUUAUUAAUUUGUGUUUAUUUUAUGCUGCUUGUUCCAUUUAUUAUUCAUUUAGCACAGUUGUACGGGGAUAUAUAGGAAUUUACGCUGAAUACUUUUAGUGAUAUUAUUUAAAUACGAUAGAUUGAUUCCGGGACAAUGUGUACAAAAAUAUAACAUUAUUAUUAUUCAAUAUAAUGAAAACACAACGUGUGUUUAUUAUGAUUAUAGGAACGACGACUACACGAUAACACCUAUUUAAUUUGAAAUUGUCAUUUUAAUGGAAAAUUGUUUUUAAUAAUUAAUUAUGUUUUGUUUAUUUUAUGUACAUGUUGGCUUUUGCCUCUAACACCCAUUUAAUAGUUUUAAAUUAAGUACUCUGAUCGGGGACGGAAACUACAAAAAAUUUUGCGGUUUAAGAUUUAAAAACCCGAUUUUUCAGUCGGCCUUUCGGACCGGGUCAUUGGUUUGACACAAAUGAAGGUUGUAUUUUACACGCCACAGAGACUUGAGAUCUAUUAUAUUCUUCAAUUAGUUCAAUUAAAAACAAUAAAAUUUAUUCCAUGUACAUGUAAUAAAUAUUAGAACAAUACAUAGGCGGCUCUCGAAGCCUUUGUUUAUGGCUCCUCGCAAUUAAAUUGUUAUUUUUUUUUUUUUUUUAAUAUUUAAAAACUAAAUCACAAUAAUAUUAUAAUAACAUCGUUAUACGAUCGUAUAAAUUUUAAAUUGUAUAGUUUAUACUAUUUAAUUACGUGUUAAUAUUAAUCUGUAAUGUAAUAAUGUGCAUUAUAUAAAAUAAAAUAUAAAUAAUAACG